Micropterus salmoides (largemouth bass) is the source of this 1231-nucleotide messenger RNA. RefSeq names its product dual specificity protein phosphatase 5-like. The record is from RefSeq and is a predicted model, not a curated record. Bases 99 to 893 code for a protein of 264 amino acids. Gene Ontology annotation, molecular function: protein tyrosine/threonine phosphatase activity; MAP kinase tyrosine/serine/threonine phosphatase activity. Lineage: Eukaryota; Metazoa; Chordata; Actinopteri; Centrarchiformes; Centrarchidae. Gene Ontology annotation, cellular component: cytoplasm; nucleus. The transcript has 3 exons. Gene Ontology annotation, biological process: protein dephosphorylation; endoderm formation; negative regulation of MAPK cascade.
CACAGACGCGCACGGGACUCCUCGCUCGCCCAUAUCCGCCAUUUAGAAGUAAUCCAAUUGAAUUCUUUAGGCAAUAAUAACAACUCCAAAGCGUCAAAAUGAAAGUCACCAGCAUAGACGGCCGGCGUCUGAGGAAAAUCAUCAGGAAGGAGAGUGGCAGCUGCCUUAUUGUGGAUUGCCGACCUUACUUCUCAUUCACGAACUCCAAUAUCAAAGGUUCUGUCAAUGUCAAUCUCAACUCAGUGGUGGUCCGGAGGUCCCGAGGAGGGCCGGUGCCCCUGCAGUUUGUCAUCCCGGAUGAGAGAGCCCUGUUUCGGCUUCGGGAGGGGAGCGUAUCGGCAAUCGUAGCUCUGGAUGACCGGACGUCCCACUGGCAAAAACUGAAAAAGGACAGCGUAGCACAAAUAGUAAUAAACACUCUGUCACAUCUAGCGAGCGGGGCAAACGUCUGUUUCCUGAAAGGAGGAUACGAGAACUUCCACUCUCAAUACCCUGAACUUUGCACUGAGGUGAAAACCAUCGACCAGAGCGGAACUGAAACCGAGAAGAGAGUCAACAGCCACAGCGAGAAGCUUUCUCACCACAAACCAGAUUACGAUCAGGGUAAACCUGUAGAGAUCCUGCCUUUCCUCUACCUCGGCAGUGCCUACCACGCCUCCAGACAGGACUAUCUCAGCGAACUUCACAUCACGGCCUUGCUCAAUGUGUCGCGCAGGGACCUGCAGCCGGCCAAGGGCCACUACUACUACAAGUGGAUCCCAGUAGAGGACAGCCACAUGGCCGACAUCAGCUCCCACUUCCAGGAGGCCAUAGAGUUUAUUGGUGAGUUGAAGGGAAUGAUCGUAAUGCUCUGCUCUCCUUUUAGGGGGUGCAACUCUUCACCUAUUUUCUGAUUGGCAGGGGUCACACUCAGAGGUUUGUGUCUGGAUUUGAAUUGUAAAAAGUCACAGCCGUCUUUAUGUUUUUCGUUAUUUUAAGAAGAUAGUUCAGUCACCCAAACUAGCUAGGAAGGGAAAUAACCACCACCAAGAUGGAGUCUUUCCCGGGAAUAACAUCAGCUUCUGUUUAUUUGUAGUGCAACAUCUCCACAAGGAGUCCCAAAACAACUCAAGCUGAGUUAGAGAGCCACCUAUACAUAGCCCAGGUGUGUUUAUUUUUGUUUUGCUGCCUCUCACCUGCUACCGUGCACAAAAAGAGGGCUAUAAGAAAUCCAGCUGUAAUCAGUUUAACU